Stegostoma tigrinum is the source of this 780-nucleotide messenger RNA. RefSeq names its product RWD domain containing 4 (gene rwdd4). Gene Ontology annotation, molecular function: protein binding. Bases 144 to 743 code for a protein of 199 amino acids. Lineage: Eukaryota; Metazoa; Chordata; Chondrichthyes; Orectolobiformes; Stegostomatidae. The transcript has 7 exons. The record is from RefSeq and is a predicted model, not a curated record.
CCAGCCAGUGGUGUGCGAGGUCAGAGGUGAACGACGGCGUGGACCGGAGCUGGCCUUUGGACUGACCCGGGCCGGAUGGAGGCUGCUCGCCUCUAAAGGCUGGCAAGCGCGAGUUCUUCCUCCUGCCCGCCAGGGUUGCUGCGAUGACGGCCAACGAGGAGCAGACGAUGGAGCUUGAAGCUCUUCGUUCCAUUUAUGAAGGAGAUGAAUGUUUUAAGGAACUUAGUCCAGCAUCUUUUCAAUAUAGGGUAGGUAACCUUGGUGACCCUAAAGCCUUCCUACUAGAAAUUUCAUGGCCUGACACGUAUCCAGAACUGCCCCCAAACAUAUCAUUGAACGCAUUCUUCAAUAAUGGCAUUUCUUCUUCAGUAAAGCAGAAUAUAAUAGCCAAGCUACAAGAACAGGUUGAAGCAAACUUAGGGUCAGCCAUGGUGUACACACUGUUUGAAUGGGCUAAAGAGAACCAAGAGGAGCUUAUGGAAAACCAUCAGCCAGUAGUUGGUGCAGUGACGAUAUCAGUGACUCAAAAUACUGUAACUUCUCAUACUUCUGUGGCGAAGAAAAAGAAAAAAGAACAGUUAUCAAAAUCUCAAAAGAAGAAGUUGGCUGACAAGACAGAUAACCAAGGGGAAUUGCCUCGUGGAUGGAAUUGGGUAGAUGUCAUUAAGCAUGUAAGUAUUCUUGUUACUGUUUUAACUUCUUCCCCUUGGAGACAUUUGUGCAAAGCAGACUUCACUAAUUGAGCUGAUUGUUUGUUUGUGCAAGAUAACUGAAUUUCCU